AUGCAGUACUCUGCCCUUCUCGUCGCCGUCAUGGCCACCUUCGCUGCCGCUGCUCCCAAGGCUGCCCCCGGCGGCUACGGAUGCACGCCCGCAACCUACGCCUGCGACGGCAAGUACGCCUGGAAGGUCUGCAACACCCAGGGCCAGUGGGUCUUCGCUGGUGACUGCCCUCCCGACACCAUCUGCAAGUUCUACCCCCCCAGCAAGAGCCCCUACUGCGUUCCCCCCGGCUUCAAGUUCCCCUAA
Messenger RNA from Ilyonectria robusta, 246 nucleotides. RefSeq lists its product as uncharacterized. NCBI's taxonomy places the organism in Eukaryota, Fungi, Ascomycota, Sordariomycetes, Hypocreales, Nectriaceae. The transcript is spliced from 2 exons. The coding region runs from base 1 to 246 and encodes 81 amino acids. The record is from RefSeq and is a predicted model, not a curated record.